GGACUGAGAAAGCUGAUGGCAGACUCCCAUCAGCCUGGGCCAGCAAGCUCCCACUGGACCCCAGGGAAGCCACCUUUCUGUAGCCAAAAGGUAAGGAAACAGGAGGGUGGCUAAACAUGUUUUGUUUUUUGUUUUGCUAAUUUCUGAUAUCACUUUUAUUUAAGUGUGUUGGUGUUUGUAAUGUAACACACAGGGAAUAAAUACAUGUUAAAAAUCCUAGAAGAACCUGACAGUUCCCUAUUAAAUAUAAAUUUAAAAAGUAUUUGUUUUAACAUAUUGCAUCAAGUGUUAUCAAAGGCUGUACACCAUUUUCAAAUGUCACUUUUGCCAAAUUCUGGACCAGGGUAUGUAAGAACAGAAUUGAGACAUUAUAUUGGCCAAGGUUGCUGGGAGUUGCUGUCCAAGAGCUGCUAGAAGGCAGAGAUUAAAAUAUGUAAAUGUACACAUAUAUAUGUGUGUAUCUGGCUGUGUUUAUGUCCUUGUGUGUAUCUGGCUGUGUUUGUCUGUGUGUCAGUGUUUCUGUGUGUAUGUAUACCUCAUACACCUGUAUGUGCACCUGUGUGUGUGUUUCGGUGUGUGUGUAAGUGUGCAUCUGAGUGUGUGGUAAUGCAUACAUCCCAGCAUUUUAAUGCCAACACAAAUACACUCCUACAUUCCAUCUCUAGCACUGUACACAUAUACACCCCUGCAUUUAUACCUUUAUGUAUGUGUGUAUCUGAGUGUGUGUGUAUAUACCUGUGUCAGUGUGUGUAUAUCAAAGUGCUUGUAUCUGUGUGUCAAAGGGUGUGUAUCUGAGUGUGUGUGUGUAUGUGUAUGUGCCAGUAUGUGUCAAGGUGUAAGCAUGUGUCAGUGUGAGCAUGUGUGUAUCUGCGUGUUAAUGUGUAUGUGUAUAUGUGUUAUAGAAAUCACACAACAUGCAAACAGACCCCUGCAAACACAAACAUUACAAACACACCAGUUUGCUGAAACACUAAUACUACACACAAAUGUACACAUGUAUUUAAAAGACAACACUACAUCCAAACACCCCCCUGCAUGCAAAUACAAACAUUACAUGCAAACACAUUCCUGUAUUAAAACGCUAAAAUUAUAUACAAACACCAACUCUACACACAAAAGUACACCUGCAUUUAAAAGCCAACACUACAAACAAUCACACAUCCCUGCAUUAAAAUGCAAACACUACACACAAGUACACCACUGCAUUCCAAUGGUAACAGUACAUACAAAUACACUCCUACAUGCACACAUACACUCUAUACAAUAACAUGCUGACAUUCAUUUGCACAAACACUGCUCAAAAAUACAACCCUGCAAGGAUGGUAGAUCCCCAGCUGGCAUAGCAUCGCAGGAGUUGUAUGGCAGAUGGGUAUCUAUCUUUUCUUUACUCUUGUGCUACAGGGCAGGCCUGAAUUUUUUUUUGUUGCACCAAGGCACUCUCUACAUUAGUUUCGCCUCUAGGUUGGGGUGGAGGGAGUGAUUGCAUGCCCAGGGGGCCCAAACAGAUGCUUGCCCAGGGUCCAAUAAAUAUUAAAGACGGCCCUGCUUGGAGUGCCUAGACCUUUCUUGUUUCUCUAAAUUGGUAUUUGGGACCUCGUGUUGGGUCCAGGUCUAGUUGCACCCUGACUCCGAAUUAUGGGAUUGAGUGCAGUUCCUCAUUUAUCUCAGUAAACAGAUACGAAAUGCAGGCCGACUCUCUCUGCACAAGAAAUAGAGCAAAACAGCACAAGAAAUAGAGCAAAACAGCAAAUCUCAAAAGAUCAUUCUGGCCUUGCUAGCAGGGCCGGUGCUCCCUAUAGGCAAACUAGGUGGCCGCCUAGGGCACUGCUUAAGAGGGGGGCCAGGCCUGACAAGUCAGAUUAUUGUGAGUAUGCUGCCGGCCAUUUUACUGGGCGCUCGAAGCACUUACAUUGUUGCUCACUAGCAACCGGUAGAACACAGGUCCGGCGGCAUACAGAUCAGUCUGCUCAGCCAGGAGGGGGAGGAAGAAAUUGAAGGGGGGGACGAAGAAAUUGACUGGGGGAGGGGGAGGAAGAAAUUGAAGGGGGAGGAAGAAAUUGACAGGGGAGGGAGGAGGAAGAGGGGAGGAAGAAAUUGACAGGAGGAGGGAGGGAGGGAAAUUGAAGGGGAGGAAGAAAUUGAAGGGGAGGAAGAAAUUGACAAGGGGAAAGGGGGCAAGAAAUUGAAGGGGGAGGAAGAAAUUGACAGGGGGAGGGAGGGGGGAGGAAGAAAUUUACAGGGGGGAGGAAGAAAUUGAUGGGGAGGGAGGAGGAGGAAGAAAUUGAUGGGGGAGGGAGGAGGAGGAAGAAAUUGAAGGGGGGAGGAAGAAAUUGAAGGAAGGAGGGGGGAGAAGAGAGUGACAAGGGAGGGAGAGGGGGGAGAAGAGAGUGACAAGGCAGGGGGUAGAGAUUGACAUCCAUCACACACACACAAUCACACACAAUGCACCCCUUACACACAAAGACAAUGCACCCCUUACACACAGAAAAACACACAAUACUUUACACACACAAUGAAUUAGACACACACACACAAGCAAUGCAACCCUUACACACAAUGCAUCCCUUACACACACAGAAACACACAAUGCAUUCCUUACACACCCCUUACACACACUCAAUGCACCCCUUACACACGCACACACUGCAUCCCGUACAUACACAGAAACACACCUUGCAGCCCUUACACAUACAAACACAGAUUCACACAAUGCAUUCCUUAUAAACAUAUCAGGACAUCCCCUACACACUCCACCCCCUGUAAACAAUUGGUGGAACAUGAAGGUGGACCCUGGGACCCAGACCUUGAGCUGUGUAAAGGUCCCCCAAAAAAUGGAGCUGCUUCCCGUUCUCCCAGAACAUUGAUUUUUGUGACCACAGUUACAAACAGCCUCCAGAGAGCCUGUUCUACACCAGACGAGUGGAGCCAGACUGCAGCUAGAGCCCAUCAUCAUCCUCAUCUGGUUGUAAGUAGGCAAUCUAGCAUGUAAUUCGUGGCACUAAUCUCUAAUUUACCUCACAUUAAAGAAACACUAUAGUCCCCAGAACCACUGCAGCUGACACUGCGCCUGCCGGACGUCCAGAGGACCGCCUGCUAUGUCAGGUAAAAGGGGAGACAAAGGUAGAAAAAUAAUUGGAAAGGGUUUAGGGGGGCUACUAAUAUGGAUGGGGGAGGGGGAGGUAGAAAAAUAAUUGGAAAGGGUUAGGGGGGCUACUAAUAAGGAUAGGGGGAGAGGGGUAGGUAGAAAAAUUAUUGGAAGGGUUUAGGGGGGCUACUAAUAUGGAUGGAAGGGGUUAGGGGGGUUAAUAUGCGUGGAAGGGGUAGGUGGGGUUCUUUUGUGCAUGGAAGGGGUAGGAGUGGUUCUAAUAUUCAUGGGAGGGGUAGGGUUGGUUCUAAUAUUCAUGGAAGGGGUAGGUGGGGUUCUAAUAUAAAUGGAAGGGGUAGAGACGGGUAGUAAAAUGUAUGGAAUGCAUUUCUGACAGUGUCACUGAAUGACAGUUAGGAAAUGUGGUCACCCUAAGUCAGGGGCAGUAUUACACAAUCUGUAUACGUAUAAAAAAAUAUAAAAAGUAAUCUGCAAAGUACAAAAUGUUUGUGUCAUAUGUCAUGCUAAAAAGUAAGCUAGGAAUAUGCAUAUUUUUUUAUUUUUUUAAAAUAAUUUUUAGAAUAAUGAUAGACAUUUUAUUUCUUACAUUUGUGAUGAUUCUUUUUUCCUCUCUAUAUUCAAGGGACACUAUAGUCACCAGAACCACAACAGUUAAACGUAGUAGUUCUGGUGUCUAUAGCAUGUCUCUGCAGGCAUUUUGAUGUAAGCACUGCCAUUUCGUAAAAAGGCAGUAUUUACUGCUGAGGAAUACCUCUAGUGGACACUCUGAUGGCCACUAGAGGUGCUUCCUAGUUGAGACAUGAAUGCCGCCCUAUGAAGUAUCUACGCAUGUGCGGCAAAGCUGCGCAUGCGCACCAGAGAGCAAUGACACUUCUGAGUAGAAGCGUUUUAUUGCUCCCUGUUCACACCCUCCUAUUUCGUCAUUUUGACGAAAUAGGGGGCGCGGCAUCAGGAGGAUCCCAGCGCUGUAUCCGGGUAAGUAAAAUCCCUUCCCUGUAGUGACUCUUUAAUGUUAUUAUUUAAUCAUUUAUAUAGCAACUGCAAAUUCCGUAGCGCUGUACAAUGGGAUAAACAACUCCAGUGUCAGUGUGUCUUUAUGGGUUAGUGUGUCUGCAUGGGUCAGUGUUUCUGCAUGGGUCAGUGUCAGUUUGUAUGGGUCAGUGUGUGUGUCUGUAUGGGUCAGUGUGUGUCUGUAUGGGUCAGUGUCAGUCUGUAUGGGUCAGUGAGUCUGUCUGUAUGGGUCAGUGUCACUCUGUAUAGAUUAGUGUGUGUGUCUGUACUGAUCAGUGUGUCUGUCUGUAUGGGUCAGUGUGUGUCUGUAUGGGUCAGUGUCAAUGUGUCUGUAUGGGCCAGCCCUUAACUCUCAUGGUAGAAAAACUGGAAAAGGUUCUGGUACUGGAUAAAGAACUAAUCUAUCCUUACAGAAAAUUUCGGGGGAGGCCAGAAUUUAACAUAUUGUGUAGACAGACGCCAGUAAUAGAAGAUCUUCCUGAGGAGGUGCUGAGAGGGUCCUUUGGUUCAAACAUUGAAAUGGGAUGAAUGUACAAUCACACAGUGGCACAAAGAAUCUUAAUUUUGGCUGAAUAUUCAGAACCACUAUUAAAGGGACACUGUGGGCGCUAUAACCAGUUCAUCUCAUUGAAUUGGUUAUAGUGCCCAGGAUCCCCUGCUACUGUCCCGCCUCCAUUUAGUGGUAACCUAUUUCAAAACAGUUUAACACUGAAUAAGGGUAGCAGAUCAACUACAGCCCAGCCCCUACUAGUGGUAUAAUGAAGGCAGAGGUUAUACACUUCCUUUAAGCUGUACCAAUUCAGACCAGCAAUGGGCCCUGUGAUAGGCUGAAAGUAGUCAGCUAACACUCUCAGCCAAUCACAGCUGCCCAUUGCUACUUAGGAUAAGUUUUCCUCAUUAGCCCAAACAGCACAGAGGGGAUGGGCUGCUGGGGACUUCUGUUUAGCAUUAAUACUAAACAGCUAAAAACUAAAUUGAAAGAUGGCAUCAUGGGACUCCAGACAUUAUAACCACUUCCACGAGAUGAAACAGGUGAACAACAAAAAAACAUGAUGAUGUCAAGGAAGAGAGAACCAAGAUUUGGACCUUUAAAUAACAUACAUUUUUGGGUCUUCAAAAAGUCUUCAAAAUGAGAGAUAGAUGGAGAACCAUGCUUGAUCUCCAAGUAAAUCAAAAGACUUUAUGAUAACAAGUAUGGCUGGGUAUGACUUUAGUGUGGAAUUUCACCUGCUCAUCUUAAUGGGAAACUAAAGUCUUAGUGGCAACAAUAAUAGGCCAGUGAUGAAUUCUGCCUUUUUCUAGACGGCUGCAAGAAUCAUACCAACUAGAGGAACAAUGUAUGCAGAUCCCAGCACAAUCAGCCGAAUGCCACACGAAAUACACUUCAAUAUACAUUCCUCAUAAAAGUCACGAAUACACAAGUGGGGAAUAAAAAACGAAAGACCGGCGUUUCCGAACGGCCUGGAAGUCCAGCGGUGUUCGUGCCGUCGAGUAGCCGAUUUUAGUUCCAGGCACUCGAUGACCAAACACCGCUGGGCAAAAAGGGAAUCCAAGAUGGCCGCUGCCUCGUGGUCGGUAGCCAAACGAUGGCCACCCUGUGAAUCAAUUAACAGCCGAUGGAUACAUUGUUGCAAUCGGUUAAUGGGAGCCACAUGCCCCCCUGUGUGUGGGCUCCCAUUCGGUACUUUGUUCGUUUCACGAACAGUGUUGAAAAUCACUGUUCGUGAAACUACCAUAUGAAUGCUAGCGGCUUUCGUGCCACUAGCAUACGAAUUCACUCUUUCACAUUUUAAGCGAACACAUUAAACAUCAUACAUAAACCAGUCUUUCUAGGGCAACCCUCAAAGAUAAACAAAAUAGUCUGAAGUGGCUAGGUUUGCCACAGUCAUAUCAGCGUUUGACAUCUUUCUUGAGAUAAAACCAUUCAGAGCUAUUCAAUAAAGUGAGAAUUCAAAGUUAAUUUUAGAUUUAAGGCCAGAGUAGCUAAAAUGGAAGCUUAGCUGACCUAGAGAUUGCUUUCCAGUUUGGAUAUUUUGAUCUUAAAUUUGAAUUGAAUUUUGAAUUCAUCUUGAAGUCUCACGUUAGUGAAUAACCCUGUCUGUUCUGAAGGGUGGUGAAGUGGGCCCCAUUAAAAAAAAGCAUCCUUUGCAAAGGUGCCAGGCUGCUUUUUCUCAUAAUGUAUUAGCGUCCAAAAUCUCGACAGAUCCGUAUCAUGUUGUUGUGGCCCUUUGCUGUCAGAAGUAUAUUGUCUACGUCAGGGAUAGGCAUUCCAAAUGUUUUGGACUACACCUACUGUUAAGACACCCCUGGUGUCUUUAAGAAAAACCGCCGUUUAGUUAACCUUCCACGUUCACAAUAUCAGUAACUCCGUUCGCCUAGACUACAGUAUACGAACCACCAUCAGGGGAAGCGGUAAUCUCCCGACCGGGAUCCGUGAAAGGUUCCAAACUCCCGAACAGAAAUCCACGAACCGCCGCUAACCACCGAACGAAGAUAUCCACCAAGCGGCUUUCAGUUCCAAUAAUCAGUCUCUAGGCAUCAAUAGUAAAUCCCCCCAAUAACAAGACAGAAGCUCCGCAUUGAGGGCCAAACAGGAUCUGGCUUUACUGUGGGCUACCCGCCCGUAUUUAUGCAGGUCUCCCACUUGGUGGACACUCCCCUAGGGGACCAAAUGGGAGACUGUAAUGACAGAUAGACAUGGGGACAUUUCAGACAUACAGAUGUAAACUUUUCCCACAAUGCAAUAUGGUUUCCUCCCCUCUGCCCUGGAGAUAAUUGAGAAGUAAUUAAAUUAUCUCCAGGACAAAGACAAAUCGCCAUCUUAAAUAAAAUGCCAGAAAACACACAAAAAUAUAUAAUUCUACAACUACAGAACAUUUCACAUUUGUAUCACACAUCCCCAGAUAGCCUGGAUCUGAGGGCAUAUUAUUAGCGAAUAGCGCUCAGAUCCCACACACAUAGUUCAAUCGCCAUGGAGUCAAAGUUCUUACAGUCUUUCGGUAUGCGAUUGACUCCAUAGGAAGGCUAUCUGGGUUAAGGCUUUUUGUGUGAUUCCAAACUCCCGAACGGCUGGUGUUCGCAUGCUUUCGUCGAUGGAGUAGGGCGACCCGUUGUUUCAGCGGUGUUUGGCAGAAAAAGUGUCCGUUUUUAGUUCCAUGAAAUCAGUGCCGAACACUGCUGGUCUUUCGUGUGUUUUAAAAUGGCCGCUGUCUCGUGGUCAACAUACGAACGACGGCCACCCUGAAUUGGGUUUAAUUGAGAAGUGUCUGCGGUUAAACACAACGUUCUAAUUGGGAUCAAGAGGUUAACCAGCAGCACACUUCUAUCCUGGGUGGCUAUCCGUUCGGUAGAUUUGUUCGGUAAAAAAGAGUCAUUCGUAUGGCUUGGCUAUAGAAACAGCCAUUUACACGAAGGAAGGCAGAAAUAAACGAAUCCACCACAAGAGACAGACAGAUGGUUCUGUCACAUGGCUCCCUCCUUGUGGGACACUCCGGCAGACCCGGCUUGAACCUUUGGCGGGUCAACUUGGGGAUGACCGGACUAGGAGGUGGUGGAGAUGUCAGUUUGCCGGGAUAACCCAUCUGCAUUCCUGUUCUGCUUAACGGGUCUGUAGCUGAUAGUGAAAUUGUAGGGCUGUAGUGCCAAACUCCACCUCAGCAGUCUACCAUUGUCCCCUGAGACCCGGUUAAGCCAGACGAGUGGGUCAGUCACAAGGGAAAACUCUUGCCCGUAUAAGUAGGGACUUAACUUCUUCAAUGCCCAGACCAAGGCUAAACACUCCUUCUCCACUGCAGCAUAAUUCACUUCUCUGGGUAACAACUUUCGGCUGAGAUAUGCGACAGGGUGCUCUCCUCCAUCCUCCCCGACUUGGCUCAGCACAGCCCCCAGUCCAUACAUGGAAGCAUCUGUGUGAACGAGAAAAUGUUUGUUAGGGACUGGGGCAGCCAAGACAGGGGCAUUCACAAGAGCCUGUUUCAGUGCCUGGAACGCAGCUUCACAAGCCAGAGACCACAGGACCUGCUUAGGCAAGUUCUUCUUCGUCAGGUCUGUCAGGGGCUUAGCAAUAGUGCUGUAGUCAGGGACAAAACGUCGGUAGUACCCUGCCGUCCCCAAGAAGGCCAAUACCUGGGUCUUAGUGGUAGGUGUAGGCCAGUGAGCCACUGCCUCGACCUUGGCUGGCUCUGGUCUCUGACUCCCACAUCCCACUCUGUGACCCAGGUACUGUACUUCAGCCAUACCUAGAUGGCACUUCUCUGGCUUCAAUGUCAGGCCAGCGGCCUGAAUCUUAUCCAGUACCACCCCUACAUGAACCAGGUGUUCCUCCCAGGACCCACUGUAAAGCGCAAUGUCGUCCAAGUAUGCACAGGCAAAUUCUUGGAAGCCAUCCAGGAGUCUAUCCACCAUCCGUUGGAAGGUAGCCGGGGCAUUCUUCAUUCCAAAAGGCAUGACCUUAAAUUGGUACAGGCCAAACGGGGUGAUGAAUGCCGACUUGGGGAUAGUAUCCUCGGCCAGGGGGAUCUGCCAGUAGCCCUUACACAGGUCUAUGGUGGUCAGGUAGCGCCCCCUGGCAAUAAGAUCUAGUAAUUCGUCUACCUGGGGCAUCGGGUAGGCGUCAGUGGUGGUCCGCUCAUUGAGUCGCCUGUAAUCUACACAGAACCGGGUGGUCCCGUCCUUCUUGGGCACCAGGACUACAGUCGAGGCCCAAGGGCUGUCGGAGGGCUCGAUGACCCCAAGCUGGGUCAUCUCCUGUAUCUCCUUCCGCAUUCCUUCUCGGACUGCUUCAGGGAUACGAAGUGGCGGCUGUCGUAAGGGGGUCUGUCUAGGGGUCUCGACCUUAUGUACAGCUAGGGUAGUAUAACCUGGCUCCUGGGAGAACGUCGCCUGCUUCUCCCACAACGGCUGUUUCGUCUGUACCCUUUCUGUGGGGUUUAACCUGUCCCCUAGCUUUACAAGGUUAGUGAGGUCAGUCUGGGGGUCCCUUUCUAACAAAUCGGGAGGGGGUAAAUUCUCAGGAUCAUCUGCAGCCGGGGCACAUACUGCCGCAAUAUUCUCAGGUCUCUCCUGGGUCUCUGAACCCUUUUGUCACGGUUCUCACCUGAUAGACAGACGGCAAGACGUGGUCGCUCUUGGAGUUCCCAACAGGGGACUUGAACCGGGGAUCUUCUCAGUCCUGGUCCUGCUUUCUACCUCUGAGCCACAGCAGCUAUUUACAGUGAAGACUGAUUCCAAUCCUGUUCAUCCUGACAUGGCUACUACUCUGGGGGCUGCACCUUGACUUGGCUGUGUUUCACCUGACUCUGAUCAGUCAUCAGCAGGGUAUAUAAACCCAGCCUCGCCCUGUGCUCAGUGUCAAGUCUUGAUCCUGUUUGUUCCAGUGUUCCUGUUUCAUCGCUUCGCAUUAUUGACCCCGGCUUCCUGACUCGUUUAUUCUGACUUCUGGCAUCCCUUGACUUCGGCUACUCCUCGUUGUUCCUGUCCUCUGGCAUCCUUUGACCUCGGCUAUCCCUCUACCAUCCUGCUGGUUCAGUCCUUGCCUGUCCUGCGUAUUGGUACUGCAUCCUGCACAGCCCCCGUGCACAGACCCACAGGCCAGGUGAAUUCUUACCUGACCACCUCGGCCUGUGGCUAUCUGCAAGGGUGAGCAUCAUAUCUGCGCUACAGACUCCCAACUCAGGUAAGACCCUGACAUAAGACUUGACCAUUAUGGAGUCCGCAGAGAUGUGCUCACCCUCGACCCAGCGUGUGUCCAGCCUGGCCCAGACUGUUUCGGAGCUGCAGCAAGAAAUUUUAUUCCUUAAAGGCGCAGUACAUCCAGCCCCGGAACCAGCUUUUCCUGAACCGUUUGUCAUCAUGCCCGACCGAUUUGAUGGUAGCCGCACAUCCUUUCAGUCUUUCAAGAUGGAUUGUGAGGUGUUGUUUUCUUUAAAGCCUCGAACAUAUGCCACAGAAUUCAUCAGGGUCAGAGCGGCUAUCAACCUGUUGUCUGGACGCAUCAAAGUUUGGGCUCACCAAAUGUUGCAGACGAAGAGUCCUGUCCUGGUCAGCUGGGAAUCCUUUAGUACUGCUAUGGACUCACAAUGUAAGACCACUGUGGCCAAGUCAGCUCCACGUACUAAAAAAUCUCAGACUCUUCCUAACCAAGAAACCGAGUACCACCACUACGCCCCAGAAAUGCCUCCUUAUGUUCCAGCUCCCAGGAAAACUCCAGAGGUAUCCGGUGUUCCACUUGACCCUGUGGAACCUAUGCAAUUAGGACUCGUCCACUGCAAAGUGACACCUAAGGAAAAAGACCGAAGGAGAAGCUAUGGCCUAUGUUAUUACUGUGGAGAAAAAGGGCACUUCAUCACGCUUUGUCCUGUUCGCCCUCCUAGACCUCCAGCUCUCCGACUUGGUACUAGUUUCCUUCGCCCUGUGUACACCGCAUACCAGCCUAAAAAGCCAAAUAGAAGCCGUUGUGCUUGCACAUGCUUGGCUUCCGCGAGAAAACCUCCAUCCCCUGCUCCAGAGCCUCCUGCAUCUACUCCCGAAGUUGCUUCCUGUGAUACCACCACUACUUCCUGCCCGCCCGAAGAGGUUUUACCUGUGGAUUGUGCCGUUGCUUCUAAUGGCACUAUAGUCCGUAAAGAAGACCUUGAUGUGUUCGAAAAAGCAUUGUUAGCUGCGAACACUGCUCCUGCCAAAGUUUUGGAAGUGCUUGCCACCUGUACCCGGAACCUAAAAGACCUGGACAAUUCUCCAGCCGUACCAGAAGCUGGUACUGCGGACUCCCAGGCUGUAAAGGGAAUCCUUGCUGGGGAGUUUGACUAUGGGGACUCACUGGAUUCAGAUAGUGACCCUGGAGAGGUGUACUAUGCUGACAAUGAACCCAUUCACGCCCGGAGGUCGUUUUUAAAGGGGGGGGUACUGUCACGGUUCUCACCUGAUAGACAGACGGCAAGACGUGGUCGCUCUUGGAGUUCCCAACAGGGGACUUGAACCGGGGAUCUUCUCAGUCCUGGUCCUGCUUUCUACCUCUGAGCCACAGCAGCUAUUUACAGUGAAGACUGAUUCCAAUCCUGUUCAUCCUGACAUGGCUACUACUCUGGGGGCUGCACCUUGACUUGGCUGUGUUUCACCUGACUCUGAUCAGUCAUCAGCAGGGUAUAUAACCCAGCCUCGCCCUGUGCUCAGUGUCAAGUCCUUGAUCCUGUUUGUUCCAGUGUUCCUGUUUCAUCGCUUCGCAUUAUUGACCCCGGCUUCCUGACUCGUUUAUUCUGACUUCUGGCAUCCCUUGACUUCGGCUACUCCUCGUUGUUCCUGUCCUCUGGCAUCCUUUGACCUCGGCUAUCCCUCGACCAUCCUUCUGGUUCAGUCCUUGCCUGUCCUGCGUAUUGGUACUGCAUCCUGCACAGCCCCCGUGCACAGACCCACAGGCCAGGUGAAUUCUUACCUGACCACCUCGGCCUGUGGCUAUCUGCAAGGGUGAGCAUCAUAUCUGCGCUACAGACUCCCAACUCAGGUAAGACCCUGACACCUUUCAUCUGUACAGUUGGCUAUCAAGUAAGUAGUAUUGCAAAUCUGCGCUAUUACUCGGUACGGGCCCUGCCAAGAUGCUUGCAUCUUGUUUGCCUUCACAGGUUUAAGCACCAAUACCUUCUGCCCAACCUGGAAGACCCGCACCCUGAUCGUACCACCUCUUCUGUCUCCCCUGGGCCGCCUGGAGAUUCUCCCUUACUAUCAGGGAUAGUUUCUCCAUGCGGUCCCGGAGUUCCAGGACAUAUGGCACGAUGGGGGUCCCCUCCUGCUCCGUCUCCCCCUCCCAGUGGCCCCGAAUGAGAUCUAGGGGUCCCCGGACCCUUCUCCCAUAGAGCAACUCAAAGGGGGAGAACCCAGUAGAUUCCAGGAUUGUUCUUGUAAUGUUACACAUAUCGAGGUUGUUCUGCUAGCCUCCCAAAUCUCCUGCCACUCUACCCCCUCAAGUUCCUCCCCCAGGUCUCUCUCCCAUUGUGUAAUAUAAGUCAUCUCCCCCCACCCCCGCGCCACAGUGCAGAAGUGCGUGUAGAGCUGUGCUAUGAGUCCCUUCGGUAUGCACCCUGUAUUGCACAUAGAUUCAAAGAACGUCAGUGGUCCCUGUGCUAUUGUCUUGAUAUGGGGUUGUCUGGCAUAGUCCUUAAUCUGCAGAAAUCGAAAGAAAUCCGUUGGUGUUAGGUGUCUGUCCUGUCAUAGUUCAUCAAAUGUUAUCAUGUCUGGGCCCCGGUAGAGGUGGCGAAGUCUCUGCAGGCCCGCAUACUCUAGAUUCCUAAAAUUCCUAGCCGCCAUCCCUGGAGCAAACGUAUCAUUUCGUAAUAUUGGCGUAAGGGGGGAGGGACAGGACGCCAGCCCGUACUUUCUGCUGCAAGAAUCCCAGAGCCGCAGAGAGUUCACCACCGCCGGACAGGUGACCCCAAUCGGUGGUCUAUGUUCCUUAGGUACCCAUAUCACAAACUGGGGCAUAUCCAUCCCCAUCAUAAAUGACUCUAUGUCCACCCAUCUCCGCUCGUCUGGGGGUGAAUGCCAGAGCGCUACCUGAGCUAAUUGCACCACUAUAUAGUAGUGGUACAGGUCUGGGAGGCCAACCCCCCCCCCUUGUCCUUGGCCUAUACAGAAUGUAUCUGGAUAUGCGGUGUCUCUUAUGCUGCCACACAAAGUUCCCUAUUGCCCGUUGGAGCGGGGUGAGCUGUGCCCUAGUCAAGGGGAUUGGAAGAGCCAGGAAGAGGAACAAGGCCCUCGGCAGGACGUUCAUUUUGACAGAAUGGAUCCGCCCCAUCCAAGAUAUUGACUUAUCGAUCCAUCUGUCCAUAUCUCUCAUCAAUGCAUGCCAUAACGGAGUAUAAUUGCAUGCAUAUAAGUCGUCUGGGUCUGCGGUCAAUUGAAUUCCCAGAUAGUUGAUAGAACGCGUCUCAAUCUUAAUAUGAUGCUCUCUAUGUAUUUGGGCUAUAUCUUCCUUUGGCGUUCUAAUGGGGAGUGCACUCGAUUUUGUCAUAUUCGCUUUAAAUCCGGAAAUUUCCCCGUAUGUUGCCAAUACCUCACGCAAAGCCAUCAUAGAUUCACCAGGACUUGUGAGCGUCAGAAGUACGUCAUCGGCGUAAGCAGCUACUAAAAAUUCCUUACCACCCACCCGUACCCCGUGGAUCCCCGGAUGUUUCCGGAGCGCUUGCAGGAAGGGCAAAAAGUAGAGGGGAGAGUGGGCAUCCCUGCCGAGUUCCAUUAUAGAGCGGGAAGGGGGAAGGCGGCGACCCCGAGACCCGAACCUGUGCUCUAGGAUUACUGUACAUAGCCUCCACCAUUGUAAUGUAUUCCUCGGGGAACCCCAAAUGCCGUAGCACCGUAAACAUAUAACGCCACUUAACUCUAUCAAAAGCUUUUUCAGCAUCUAUAGAGACUGCCAGCGUGGGCAUGUUCGUGACUGUUUGUUUCCAUAUGAGGUCUAUGUUCCUACGGGUAUUUUCAAACAAUUGUCGUCCUGGGAUGAAGCCUACCUGGUCGGGGUUUAUAAGACAUGUCAAAUGUGGGGAAAGUCUAUCGGCCAUUAUCUUAGCUAGUAUCUUCAUGUCCUGAUUUAUGAGGGAAAUGGGCCUAUAACUACCAGGCAGCAGCGGGUCCUUAUCGGGUUUGGGAAGUAAUACAAUGGAGGCCAAUGUCAUGUCCGGGCUCGGUGUGCCCCCCUCCCUAAAGUGGUUAAAUAGUUUAAGCAUGUGGGGUACAAGCUCCUCUGUAAAGGUCUUAUAAUAGGCGCCAUCAAACCCAUCCGGUCCCGGGGCCUUGUUCCCUUGUAGCCCCCCGAUCGCCCUAACUACCUCCUCUUCCGUGAUCUCUGCCGCCAGCUGUGUCCUAGCCUCUUAUGGGAGCUUUGGUAAGCCUAAAUAAAAAUCUGUAAGUGCUGUCCAUCUCCUGGGCACCGCAUUGGGCGUCUGCAGGUGUGUGAUUAUAUAACGUCUGGUAGAAGUCUCGGAAAACUUCCGCCACCUCCCCGGGUGCAGCCCCAGGCUUUAAAUAGAACCAAGACACAGUGUCUUCUGACCUUUCCACUCCAGGUACUCAGGUCACAGUACUGGAAAAAUCCCUGCCAUUGGAGAGACUCCCAGGUUUGUGAACGGUGUCAAGGUUUAGGACACUUCUGGGUUCUUGGUCCAGAUUGUGAGGAAUGAACUGUGGCAUGACUAGGGUCCGAUUGCACAUCAGCGAGAGUAGAUUGUAGCGCUCAUGCGUUGAUGCAAAGCCAGAUUUGUAUCAAGUUACGGGCUGCCAAAAUAAUGAUUGCACUCAGUUGUUUGUGUGCAUAUUCAAAUGAUGGGGGGAAUCACAUAAGUAGGAAUAAUUCAGGGGUGUUCCUGGUGUGUAGGACCUUGAGGGCACUUAACGUGUUUUGUACUUCUACCCAAAGGGGUUGGAUGUUGGGGCAUGACCACCAUAUGUGUGCGCGCCUUUCUCUGCUGAGCACCUCCAGCAAAGGGUGGAUGUAUUGGGAUAAAUUUUGUGGAGAGUGUAUGGAGUUAAAUGCCAUCUGUACAGCAAUUUUCUAUGUGCUUCUAUAUGGGUGUAGCACUUAGUCCAUUUAGAUAUGUCAUUCAGUGCGUGGAUCCAUUCGUCAUCUGUGAGUUGGAUAGCGCAUUCUGUUUCCCACAUUGUUUUGCAGUGCGGUGUAGUGUUGGUUAGGGUAUCAUCCCAGGCCUUAUAGCAUAGGGAAAUAUUUUUCUUUUUCAUAGGGCCCUUCCAGCAUCUUUCUAUUAUCGCUUUUGCUGAAGAGGGGGUUGGGCUAAGGUUUUGUUGUUGUCUGUUUACGUGUGUUAAAGGUAAUGAUCCCUUUUAGUUGUAGGUAUGUGAAAAUAGUGUUUGCUGGUAGUUCCCAUUUCUGUUGUAUGUCUGUGAAGGUCAUUACGUCUUGUGAUUGUAAUAAUUGGUGAAUGUGCAUAAUACCUGCGUGUGACCAUGUCUGGAUACACAUGUCAGGUGAUAUGGCCCUUAGUGCUGUUAGUGGUGCGUUGGGGUGGAAUGUUUCUUUGGCUCCCAUUGUAUCUAGGAAUUUUGACCAAAUUUGGACGGUUAGUGACGUGGUCGGGAAUAGGUUUGGCUUGUUUGGUCUAUGUUUCCUCAGCGUCCAUAGGAAGUCGAGUGUCGCAUUUUUGUCCAAUUGGGCUCUUUCCAUGUCCACCCAUUGAAUAUUACCUUUUUCUGAGUGUAUCAAUAUGCCUGAUGCCAACAUUGUGGCUUUGUAAUACUAGCCUAUUUAGGGUAGCCCUACUCCUCAGUUUUUUGGGUGUUUAUAGAGUAAGGUGCGAGAUAUGCGUGUUUUUUUUGUUUCCCCAUAUGAAUGAGCUGCAGAUGUUUUGCAGGGAGUUGAGGAGUGUUUGUGGGGCCUGGAUGGGGAGCAUUCUGAAUAUGUAGAGUAUCUUAGGCAACAACAUCAUCUUGUAUGCGUUGAUUUUUCCUAGCUAUGAGAUGUGCGUUUGAGACCAUUUUUGUAUGUCUCUUUUGCAUUGUUGGGGGAGCGUGAGGUGAUUUAAUUUCAGGAUUUCGUCUAAUGACGGCGCUAUUUUUACACCUAGGUAAGUUAGUGAUGUCGUUCUCCAGUCAAAGGGGUAGUUAUCUUUCAGUGUUGUUUUGGUGGCUAAAGGAAGCCCAAUAGGGAGGGCCUGGGUUUUAUCUUGAUUCAGGCGAUAGUGGGAGAUGUCGCCGAAUGCUUUCAGGGUUUCCAUGAGGGGUGGUAGAGAUCGCUGGGGGUUCCCUAAUGUUAUCAAAAUGUCAUCGGCGAACAAUGCCAAUUUGUAUUCCUGUCCUGAAAUUUUGAUUCUAUUUAUGUUGGGAUCUGUACGUAUUUUUUGGGCCAACGGUUCGAGGGAUAGGAUGUAAAGCAGGGGGGAUAGAGGCAUCCCUGGCGCGUCCCGUUUGUGAUAGCAAAUGGUCUAGAUAUGAAGACACCAUGAGCCACUUUGGCCGCUGGUGUUGUGUAAAGUGCCAUGAUUCCCCUGAUAAAUUCAACCGGGAAUCCAUAUUUGGAGAGCACUUGCUGCAUUUAUGCCCAGUUGAGUCGGUCGAAGGCCUUCUCCGCGUCUAAUGCUAGGAGGAGACCUCCGACCGAAUCUCUUCCCAUUGUGGUCAGUAUGUUGAGAGUUUUUCGGGUGUUGUCUGAGCCCUGUCUUCCCCCAACAAACCUGGAUUGGUCGUCGUGGACCAAUUUUGCUAUCAUCGGUGCUAAUCUGUUGCUUAAUAUUUUUGCAUAUAGUUUGGCGUUGCUGUUUAGGAGAGAUAUUGGUCUAAAGUUUUUGCAGAUGUUCGGGGGUUUACCGGGUUUGGGUAGAGUGGAGAUGUGGGCUAACAGUAAUUCUGAUGGUAGAGUUCCCUUGUCGCUGCAGUUAUGGUAUAGGUUCAGUAGGUGUGGUGUUAUGUGUUGGGAGAAUUCUUUAUAGUAUCUGUUUGGGAGACCAUCUGGUCCUGGUGCCUUGUUCAAUGGUAGGUCUGCUAUGGCUUUGGAUAUUUCUUCGGGAGAUAUUGGUUGUUUGAGUUGAUGAAUGUUGUCUUGUGUUAGGGAUGGUAAAUCAAUGUUUGCCAGGAAGGCGUCAAUAGCAGCUGGGGUGGGUAUUUGCACUGUCUUGUCAUCCUUUAGAUUAUAUAGUUUGUGAUAGUAGUUGGCGAAUUCAUUUACAAUUUGUUUCGGAUCUAAAAAAUUUUAACCAUUGUUGUUGCUAAGGGAGGCAAUCCUGGAGGCGAUUGAUUUUUGUUUGAGUUGUGCAGCCAGUUUUGCUCCGGCUUUAUUACCAUAGGUGAAGUAUUUGUGUUUGGUCUUCUGUAGUAUGUGUGUGGUUUUGGCCAAUUCAAAGUCUCUUAGUUGAGAUUGUGCUUUUAGUAAAGCUGCUUGUGUGGUAGGUGUUUGGGAUUGUUUAUUUUUAUGUGUUAGUGCGGUUAUUUCUUCCAUCAGUUUUAAGUAUUGGGCUUGACGGGCCUUUUUGGCUUGGCUUCCAUGUUUUAUGAAACUGCCCCUUAUCACAGCCUUAUGGGCUAGCCAUAGGUAUUCUGGUGUGGUGUCUGAUUGUGUGUUUUCUGUGAAAUAGUUUUGUAGAUCUGUUGUAAUAUGUGAUAUCACUACCGGAUCAUUGAGCAGAGACUCAUUUAAUCUCCAGGUCGAUCUGGCGUUAGCAGGAAAUUGUUCGGUCAGAGUUAGAGUGAUGGGGGCAUGAUCCGACCAAGAGAUAACGCCAAUAUCUGCGUUUAUUAGUCUCGUUAAUUACGUGGCUUUAAUUAAGAAUCUAUCAAUUCUAGAAUAGCUGUUGUGUGCAGCAGUGUAACAUGUGUAAUCUAUUUCUGCCUGGCGUGAUAUCCUCCAUGGGUCUUCAAAGUUGUGUGUUGUUAGUGUUUGGCAGAUUUGGGAUGUUUGUUUAUGUCGUUGUUUUAGUGUUGUGCUGGUUACCCUUGUUGAGGUAGAUGAAUCUAUAUUUACGUCCAGGAGGAAGUUAGUGUCGCCUCCAAGAAUUACCUCCCCAAAGCUGUACCUUGACAAGAGACAAAAAACAUUAUCCAUGAAUACAGGUUGACUUUCGUUUGGGCUAUAAACAUUCAUCAACGUAUAUGGUUGGUUAUUGAGACGACAUUGUAAUAUAAAAUAUCUACCCUUUUUGUCUCAGAUUUUGCGAAUGAGCUCGAAGACAACAGAUUUAUUUAUUAGGAUCGAUUCCCCUCUUUUUUUUUUGUGGUAGCAGGUGUGGUAGUCAACAGGGAACCAAGGGGAGGUAAAUCUGGGUGUGGAUCCCCACUUAAAAUGGGUUUCCCGAAAAAACGCCACAUGUGCCGCCUGUCUUUUGGCCUCUUGGAGGGCGAGUCUGCAUUUGUUGGGUGUGUUUAAACCUUUGACGUUUAGAGAGAAGAAUUUUAGUGGCAUAUUGCUUGUUGUUAUGGUGAUGAUAUUAGUGUAUACGCCUAUGUACUUUCUCCAAUAAAGGAGUAUUUUGGGUGUUAUAUAUUGUUACUUAAACUGCAAGAGGUAACUUGGUAGGGUACGGGGAUGGGGUUGGGGUAAAACUAUGUACACUUGCCCGUUAGCCACUAGGGCCUGAUGCAACAAUGUGCAGACGGGUAUUUAAAGGCUCACUGGUGGGCCUGUUUUGGGGGUUAGUGGUGGCUUGGUGUAAAGAUAGAUUGGUAUUCUUAAAUGAGAGAGGUGACUAUAGUCUUAAUCUUAGCAAACGUAAUCUAAACAGUAGCAGUUGUAGUACAAUCCAAGUUGAAACAGUUUGAGUAUUCCGCCAUUUGUGAGCCUAUGCUAAGGGGCCACUUGCGCAGUAUAAUUACCUAUUAUUUUUUUUAUUUUUUUGGUUUUUGUACAUUAGAACAUUUAACCCAGUUAAAUAGCAAUACAACAACAUUAAUGCAAGUGCGAUGCGUUACGUGUCUUGUAGCGGAGUAGGAUGGUGUUCAAGGCUGGUAAUUUCUGCGGCCUUGUGAAGUAUUGUUGAUCCAAGGGACUUGUUGCCAGUCUCUCGCCAUUUUACGUGGUGGCAGUGUAUCAGUCUUUAGUUUUUCACUCUGCGGAGCAGGGAUAGGAAUGUUCCAAUCUUCCAGAAUCUGUAUGCCAUCUUCAGGCUUGAGGAUUGCGCGGUCUGUUCCGUUGCGUUUGAGAGGAGUUUGGUAGGGAAUCCCCAUUUGUAUAAGAUGUUGGCAUUUCUGAGGGCUGUCAUGAUCGGUGUGAAUGAGCGCCUUUUGUUAAUUGUUGAUGCUGAGAGGUCGAUAAACAAUUUUAUGUUUGUGUAUUCUUCAGGGAGAGAUGAAUUAAGUCUUGAUGUCUGCAUUAUUUGGUCUUUGACUGUAAAAUAGUGGAGUCUGGUUAUGACGUCCCUUGAGGUAGUUGUGGGCAGAUGUCUUGGCUUGGGUAGCCUGUGGGUUCUGUCCAAGCGAAGAUCCGCAUCUGUUAAUGAUGGGAUUAGGGAUUUGAACAACUUCUGUACGUAGUGUGUGAGAUCUUGUGGACCUAUAUUUUCAGGUAUUCCAGGUAUCCUUAUGUUGUUCCGUCUGUCUCUAUCCUCAUUAUCUGCAAUUUUCCCUUCCAGGUAUUUAACUUUGUUUUCCAGUGCUGUAUGUGCAUCUGCUAGCUCAUUGUGUGCUGUUAAAAUACCCUCUGUCUUUUCUUCCAGGUGAGCUGUUCUGUCCCCUAUUGCUUGUAUGUCAGCUCUAAUGUCUGCUGCUAUGCGUUGGAGAUCUGAGAAUAAGGCUGAUUUUAGUUUGUCAAGCAUGGUACUCACUGAGGCAUUUGUAGCAGGGAUUGAGGAUUCACUGCUGUGGCAACCCUGGAUGUCUUCCGUCUCUGCUUCAUAUGUGGGUGAACCAUGCGUUCCGGUGCCAUCUUGGUCGCAUAAGUGCUCCGUUUGUUUCGAGCUGAGAUGUGAGUCGAUCGUUUUCUGUUUUAAUUUCUUGGAGGAUUUUGUUGGCAUUGUGUUCAGGGUAGGGCUGGAGGUUAAAUGGGUUGUUGUUGGUGGCAGAAUUGCUGUGUUCCACGCUGUAGGGCCCACAGUUUCGGCAGAGCUCUCUGUCUAUGCGACUGUGUCCAUCAAAUAUACUUUUUUUUUAAAGGCAAACAGUGUGGGGAGACUGUGUUCAACACAGCCUCUACACAUACUGUGUCCAGUCCCCCACACACUUAGCCCUCAUACAAUGUUACCACACUCACUGUGCCACAGUCAUUCACCCACCAACUUUGUCACAAUCACUCCCUUCACUCUAUCACACUCAGUUCCAAACCCUGUCACACCACCACCCAACCUUGUCACACUCACUACCCCUCACCCAGUGGCGUACUAAGGGGGGUGCGGAGGGGGCGGUCCGCCCAUGCGGCAGCCGCCCGGGCAGUGCGUCUCUGUUGAGAGCCUCAGGCGGCUGCAGCUUUGCCCGGGCAAUGCGUCCAUGAGGGCGGACUGCACCGCCCGGGUGCAGCAUGGGGAGAGGGGCUGACAGGAAGGAAGCGCUCAGCGCUCCCUCCUGUCACUCCCUCCCUGUAGCGUGGCCGAGCCCUCUAUUGGUCCGCGGGUACAGGGAGCAUCUGUCUCCUGUACCCGGCCGGGCACUGAGUGUGCACUUCCUGUUAGUCCGGCCGGGUACAGGAGACAGGUGCUCCCUGUACCCGCGGACUAUACUGGGCUCGGCCACCCUACAGGGAGGUAGGGGCAGGGGAAAAAGAAAUUGGGAGGGAGAAAGAGAGGGGAAAAAGAGAGAAGUGGGAGGGAGAGAAAUGGGAGGGGAGUGAGAAAUUGGGAGAGGUGAAAGUGGGAGGGGAAAGUGGGAGGGAAAAGGGGGAGGGAGAUUGAGAAGUGGGAGGGAGAUUGAGAAAUGGGAGGGGGGAGAAGUGGGAGGAGAAAUUGGGAGGGGGAGAUUGAGAAAUUGGGAGGGAGGUUGAGAAGUGGGAGGGGAGAGAAAUGGGAGGGAGGAGGAAAUUGGGAGGGAGGGAGAUUGAGAAAUGGGAGGGGAUUGAAAAAUUGGGAGGAGGGAGAUUGAGAAAUGGGAGGAGGGACAGGGGGAGAUUGAGAAAUUGGGAGGAGGAGGGGGGGGAGUUUGAGAAAUUGGGAGGAUGAGGGGGGGGGGAGAUUGACAUUCAUCACAUACACACAAUGCAUUACACACACAGACACACAUACACAAGCAAUGCAACCGUUACACACAAUGCAUCCCUUACACACAUGCAAUGCAUCCCGUACAUACACAGAAACACACCUUGCAGCCCUUACACAUACAAACACAAUUUCACACAAUGCAUUCCUUACACACAUAUCAGGACAUCCCCUACACACUCCACCCCCUGUGAACAAACUCAUUGGUGGAACAUGAAGGUGGACCCUGGGACCCAGACCUUGAGCUGUGUAAAGGACCCCCAAAAAAUGGAGCUGCUUCCCAUUCUCGGAGAACAUUGAUUUUUGUGACCACAGUUACAAACCGCCUCCAGAGAGCCUGUUCCGCACCAGACCAGUGGAGCCAGACUGCAGCUAGAGCCCAUCAUCAUCCUCAUCUGGUUGUAAGUAGGCAAUCUAGCAAAUUAGCACUAAACUCUAAUUUACCUCAUAUUAAAGAAACACUAUAGUCCCCAGAACCACUUCAGCUUAAUGUAGUGGUUCUGGUGUCUAUAGCCUGUCCCUGCAGGCCUUUUAAUGUAAACACGGCGGCACUGCAGCGCUGGCGUUAGUUAACAUGGCAAAUCAUAUGGGUGGGGCAUUGUGUUGUCACAAAGGGGGGGGGAGGGGCGGCAAACUUUACUUUUGCCUAGGGUGGCAAAAAUCCUUGCACCGGUCCUGGCUGGAGGGGGCUGUGUGAGCUGUGGCCGCACAGUGUCCCAUGGUAGUUAGGGUGCCGUGCGGCCAGUACAGCUCACACAAGCAAACAGCUGAUAAACUGGGCGCACGGAGGAAAUGUGUAUGUGUGACUGUCUGCCUGUGACUGUGUGUGACUGUCUGCCUGUAACUGAGUGUGUGACUGUCUGUCUGUAACUGAGUGUGUGACUGUCUGCCUGUAAAUGUGUGUGUGGGGCUACAGGGAUUUUGUAGAAGGGUGCUGGGGUUUUGUAUUGGGACAGGAGUCUUUAUUAGGGGGAUAAGCAGGGGAUUUGUGGAAGUGGGUUGCAGGGGUUUUGUAGACGGGGCAGUACAGGAUUUGUGGAAGGGGCAGGACAGAGGUUUUGUAGGAGGGGCGGGGCAGGACAAGGGUUUUGCAGGAGGGGCUGACAGCGGUUUUGCAAAGUUUAUAAAUUGUAAAAAAAAAAAAAGAAAGAAAACCUUUAACAUUUUUUUACAGUUUUUUUUUUUUUUGGGUGGUGGUGGUGGUGGGGGGGGGAGGUGCCAAGCACAGGAUCCGCCCCGGGUGCCAAAUGCUCUAGGUACGCCCCUGCCCUCACCUUAACUCUGUCAAACUCACCAGCCAUUAACUCUCAGUCACUCAUUUCCAUGACCCUUACGCUCACUUACACUAAUCUACCCUCCAGAUAGUCAUCGUCGUACGUAGUCAUCUACCAUAUAUAAAACUAAAGUCUCAUCAUAAACACAACAAACAAAUACUUCAAGCAGCCCCCUUUAUACACAACACAGUGCAAGCAACUACCCCACACACAUAUGCUUCCAGACACAGACAUACACAUGCAAACACAAGGCUGCUCAGGCACAUACACAAUACCAGAGACACAGACAUACUAAGUCAGAAUUGCACAAAUUGCAAAAAAUACAAAAAUAAUUUAAUAUAUAUAAAUAUAUAUAUCUCAAUAUAUAAAUCUAAAUAUUACAAAAUUAAAAUAUUUUCCAUAAAAUUAAAGGGAAUACUAUAGGCACCAAGACCACUUCAUCUCAUCGAAGUGGUUUGGGUGCAGUGUCUCUGCCCCCUUAAACUAUAGUGCCCAACUCUGUCACCGUUGGUGCUCGGAGUGUUCCUUAAGCAGAGACGAAGAUAUUAACUUCUAAAGUAAACACACUCAAGGAUAUUCAAACUGAUUUUUACAUUUAUAGCCAGAGUAGCAGAACUGAAAGCAUUUUUCCAAAUUUUUCCAGUUAAACGUUAAAUUUAAAAUUCACUUUAAAUUAGUGAAUGACCAUGAUUGAGUUGUAAGAUCUGAUUGAAAAUAAUAAAACCAUUUUGUCAUGGAGACUUUGUAAAUAUCAUCCAGAGGAGGUGUGGCUAGGACUGAAUAAACAGAAAAAAAACCCCUCCUAAUUGAGCAGUGAGACUACAAGGGCAUGAUCUAUAUACCAAAACUAAACUACUUGAUUAAGCUAAUGUAGUUUUGAUGCUUACCGUCACUUUAAAUUGCAAUAAAGUGUUUUUCUGGUUAGGUAGUUAGACCUACUCUAGCUGCAUUAAAAGAACACUGUAGAGUUAGGAACACAAAUGUGUAUUUGUAAGGCUGUAGUGCUCUGGCAGCCAUUCAGGCAUUUCCAUCCCCAACCUGUAGGAUGCUAGUACGCAGUGGGAGGCUAGUACACAUGCGUGGAAAAAUGCUGUGCUGCGCUAAUCUGAUGGCCUCUCUGAGACUUGAGUUUUACUCUGCCUCUAGUGGCUGUCUAGUGUUGCAGUCCAUGUAUGUCAUGGCAUGGCAAUCAGUCAUGGCAAUGGUGUGACCUGAUGGUAGUGGUUUCUUUCAGAAGGUUAAUGCACUCUGCCACACUGCAAAAAAAAAUUUCAGGAAUGGUUUGAGGAACAAUGACAAAGAGUUUAAGGUGUUGCCUUGAUCUCUAAAUUCUCUAGAUUUCAAUCCAAUUGAGCAUCUGUGGGAUGUGUUGGAAUUAAAGGUUCGAUUCUCGCGACUUGCAGGACUUAAAGGAUCUGCUGCCAAUGUCUUGGUGCCAGAUACCACAAGGCACAGUCAGAGGUCUUGGGGAGUCAAUGCCUUGACGCAUCAGAGCUGAUUUGGCAGCAUGAGGGAGGUCUACACGAUAUUAAGCAGGUGGUUUUAAUGUUGUGACUGAUCGGUGUAUAUUUUCACACAUGGAUGGAUUAGGCCGGCUAGAGUGAGGGUGGAGAAAGCUGCUCUAGUGCCUCUGUCACCUUCGGGAGUCAGGGCAUAUUUUGCAAAGACCCCGAUAGUGACAUUGCCUUGGUGUACAGUGGCCUGGGUGUGCAGCAGAAGUGAGGUAUACUUACCUGAUACUGUGCCCUGUGGGUGCCACCAUUUGCGAUUUUCCCUUCUUGGUCCUUCAACUUGUAGGAGCCCAUGUCAGUGCUGUAUUCUCACACAUGUGAGACCGGGAGAGUCUCCACAGAUAUUAUCUUGCAAUGAGAAGUUUUGUCAAGCUGAGCAUUUAGCUUAAGAGAAAGCAGCCCCUAUUUUGUCUUAUGAUAUCUUUUGACUGCGUUAUUAUUUAUUUAGUAUUAUUGAUAUUUAGAAAGCGCCAACAUAUCCCACAGCGCUGUACAAUUAGGGAGAACGUACAAUACACACAGACAAAUUCAAAAGGCAGAGAGGUCCUGCCCGUAAGCGGAGAUCUAGUCAUUGAAGCUCUUUUAUACAAAGUGCUUUGAUAGCCCGUGCUCUGCGUUGAUAUUUAAAUUACAUUUUCAUAAUAUUAAACUAAUGAAAUUCCAACACAGCCUUUAUGAGCAUUUUAUUUUCAGAUUUUAACUUUAUGAAAUGAUCAAUUUGGGGGUGACAGAGCCACUUUAAGUGACCAAAGCCUUCCCAUACAUUUUCAGGCUGUUUUUGUCCUUGAUGCAUACAUUAGAGGCUUGCAGAGUGUGUUUGAAUCACAGAUUCAGACAGUAUUUUCUCUGUAAUUUUGCAGUUGUAGCAAGACAAACAAAUCCAAUAUAACCCUUUUGCUUUUGAAAUUUGUUGUUUUUUUCUGGUUGUGCUUUGCAACUAUUUUUUCACUUUUUACCAUUCUUGGAAACUGGUUGUUAACACAGCUAGCUCUGCACCAAAUAAUGUCUUGAGUGCAAAAUUAGGCAUGUGUGAUCCAUGUCCUUGUCACCCCCACCCCCCAGACAUCUAGGGGACAUUAGAAGUGAGAGAUUGCCUCUUCUUCUCCACAUCCAAACAAUCUAAACAGCAGCCUUUUCAUCUAUUUGUCUAUAAAGUAUAUAUCAAUAUAUUCCCUUAAUAUCUGUUAGUGCAUAUAUUCAGUGUUAACAUAUUCCAAUAUAGUUCUCAAUCUCUAAAUAUAAUAUCAAUGUACUCCCCUACAUCUUAAAAAUGCAUUUAUGCAAUAUGAACAGUAAUACGAAUACAUUUUAUAAUUAAUAUAUUAGACUUAUAUUGAUGUGCCAUCUGUAUAUUAAUUCUCUAUGUCUGUUGGGCUAUGGAUCUAAUUAAUGUAUUUAUAGCCAUAAGUCUGAAUGUAGUUCUAAUAUCAAGACAUUUUAAUAAUUAUGCAUUUAAUUAUGUUUAGUUAAAACUUAUUGCACUUUGUCUAUAAGUCUGAUUGAAUCUUGUAUAACUAUCUGCCUUUAAAUCUAUCUGUCCACACACAGCACUUUCUAAGUAAAGCUACUCUGUUCUAUAUCCAGGAAUAGCCAUCUGUAUGUGUGAGCUGUAUACAGGCGGCUGAGGGGGAGGGAUACCCCACUAUAUAUGGUCACUACUCAGACCCCCGGCUCGGACCCUCACAAGGCCAGGAAGUCCUGGCUUCUCUCCAAAUAUGGAGUUAAGUGAGCAUGGGGCUUCCCUGGACAUCACUACAGGGGCCACCCUAUAUAUAAGGAUGGCUGUGUGCUACACACCCCAGCUCAUUGCUCUACCUACGCCCUCACUGCUGCAGCACGGUGAGUCCUGCAGAUCACAAAAAUCCUUCCCCUCCCUCACCCCUGUCAACCCUAUUAACCCUUUUCCUACUACCCCCCCUCACAAAAAAAAAAUAAUUUAAGAAUUAUCUUCAAGGGAGUAAUUUUUAAUGCCCUUACUGCUAAUGCAAUUUAGAAUAUGAAUUAAUCUCACUAGAUUUAGAGCCCUUAAAGACAUUACUAAAUCCCUUUUCCUUUACAGACAUGCAGAGCUUUACUAAACCCUACACUUCUGCAUCCAUGCAAGCAGAGACCUGGAGGAUUUAUUAUAUCUGCCAAGUUUAUAGGACAAUAUACAAUUUAAACCAUAGUAUGCCUGCUAACAGGGCAACACAUAGCUCUACAGUACCUUACUACCUCUGCCAUCCAAAAACUUAACCCCAUUUCCCCCCACUCUUGUUUAUGGUUUGAUAAACCUUCCAUGCAAUAACCAUUCAAGUUAGCACUUAACCCCUCUGCAAGAAUUGCUAAGCACUUCUUAAGCCCUUUCUUGGCAAAGCUGACAAAUCCAUAUGAGAGACAAUUUACAUAAGAGACAGAAAGGAACAGCUGAGUAGUAGUAACAGGUGGGGUAACUGUGGGACAGCCGCACAUGUGCUGGGGGAGAAGAGGCACUGCAAAGGAAUUCAGCAUGUGUCUCAUGUGAAACUUAAUUCUUUAUUUUCUCUUACAGCCCUUCUCCAGACUCCAUCAUGUGUGACGACGAAGAGACUACCGCUUUGGUCUGUGACAACGGCUCUGGGCUGGUGAAAGCUGGCUUUGCAGGAGAUGAUGCUCCCCGAGCUGUCUUCCCAUCAAUUGUUGGCCGCCCUCGUCACCAGGUAAGCUCUUUUAGCUCCUAAAUGUCCUUACUUUAAAAUCCUUUACUCCCUAAUGAACUAUACCUUUCCCAAAAAUGAUGCAUACAACACAAAUGACAUCAGUGUUCUAGAGAAAGUGUGGUGGUUGCAUGGAACAGAACUCAAGUAGAGGUGGCAGUCAUAAAUGACUGUCUUUGAAGGAUAUGGCUUAAAACUCCAGAUUUUCCCAUAAUACAUAGGCAACAAACAAAAAAAUUAUGAAGAGAAUUUAAGGAGUUUUAUUAUUCAUUUAAUAUACACCUACAUGGUUAAUUAUUAAAGUGUGAAUUGAUGCUAAUUUAAAUGUAAAGUGAAUUUAAAAUUUAAGGCCACAUUGCCAAAUUGAAUUGAAGUUUUGGGGUUUUUUAAGCGGUUAUUGUCUCCAAAAUAUUAAAAUUCUCUUUGAAUUCCAGACACUUCUCACUUUAGUAAUUAUCCAUGAAAAUACACUUAAAAACAAACACACACAACGUACUUGACAAUCAUUUUCUCUUUAGGCUACACGUAGCUCCUAGCCAGCCCCUCUGCCCCAAAUCUCAACAUGAGGUUGGGUAAUAUUAAGUAGUGGAGAGCCACACAAUUUUCUUCUUGCUGCACCCCACUACAAUAUGCUCCUGUUCAUUGAGUCACAAUACUUUCUUAUGAGAAGGAUUCAUAUAAUUGGUUAGCAUUACCCUCCCUUCCCCUCCCUCAGAUAGAGUAUUUAUAUUAUUUCUUAAUUCAGCUCUGUGUGACAUUUAAUAGUCUGCACAUAUUACAAGCACACGUUUGUCAUUUCCCACAUUCAUUACUCCAAGCAUCAGGUUGUCAGUUCUCAAAAGUCCUGACUGGACAGCUCUGAAAAAAAUCAGUAUCAGCAAAUAGAUUUGGUAGAAUGCCAGUUACUGCUAGAUACACCACUGAUCACAGGGAGAGGGAUUUAAAAAUGUCUGCCGAGAUAAAAUUAACCCUUCCAACUGUAGGAGACUAAACAUAGUGCAAAGCAUUUCUCACUCAGAUGGAGAAUUAAAAAAAAUAAAAAUCACAAUCUUGUUUACACCAUGCAGUGCCAGCAAUAUCUGACACGUGCAUCCAAUCUCCAUGCUUCUGUCUGUUAGCCCAUUUUACUCUCCCUUCUCCCUCCAAUGUUUGGUUGACUCUUUCAUUAUUGUUCUUUAACCAGACACUUUUAAUUCACCCCCCUCUCUUUUCACCAAUUUCAGCUUUUCUCUUGUCUGUAGUCUUACAUCUAACUUCACAUUUGCAGCCCCUGUAUUUCAGUCAUCUAAACAGUGUAACCAGCAAUAGAUUUUGCUUGUUAGGUUAAUUUGCUAAACUGUGAAAUUCAGAAAUUCAAAAUUAAGGAUUUGGAAAAAAAAAAUCAAUAAAAAAAAAUCUCAAUGACAGCUAUUUUCAACUCAGCCACAUUUCACAGUUUAGAGAGUUACCCAUGCAAGGAUUAAUUGUCAGUUUUGGAACACCAACACAUUUUAAUGUGACACUAAACUAUUAAAAAUGUAUUUGUGUAUGUUGCUAAAUUAUUACUGAAAGCAACAUGCAUCAGAAUAAUAAUUCUUAACCUACUCUUUGAAGAUAAUAGCGAAUCUAAAUGUAUCAAUAUCUGCAUUAUAAUAUUAAUGGAUAAUACAUAAAUCCUGGCUCAUCGGUGGUUCUUGAGAACUGCCGUUAGUUCGUUUUAUUCCUUGAUAUACAUUUGCCUGUAUUUUGGCUAUCUGUAUACGGACCCUUUUUUGUUCUUUAUGUUAACGUUGUAAACAACAUAGAAAAUGAAUAGCUUUAUCUUCUAGAGCAGGAGUAGGCAACCUUUGGCACUCAAGAUGUUGUGGACUAAAUCUCCCAUAAUGCCAUUACAGGCACGCAAAGCAUCAGUGCACUUUGAGUCCUCUACAUUUGGAUUGUCAAAUGUUGCCUGACCCUGUUCUAGAGUCUAAUAUUCCCAUACUGUUUUGUUUUUUAAAAGCUCCAGGCUUGCCUCACAAAGUUGUUCUUGUUUUCUGUUGAACCUUAGGGUGUCAUGGUCGGUAUGGGACAGAAGGAUUCCUAUGUAGGUGAUGAGGCACAAAGCAAAAGAGGUAUUCUGACCCUGAAGUACCCAAUUGAACAUGGUAUCAUCACCAACUGGGAUGACAUGGAGAAGAUCUGGCACCACACCUUCUACAAUGAGCUGCGUGUUGCCCCAGAGGAACACCCUACUCUGCUCACUGAGGCUCCACUGAACCCAAAAGCCAACCGUGAAAAGAUGACCCAAAUCAUGUUUGAAACCUUUAACGUCCCAGCUAUGUAUGUGGCCAUCCAGGCUGUCUUGUCCCUGUAUGCCUCUGGUCGUACUACUGGUGAGAAUAUACAUAAGAAAUAUUUUAUUUAUGAAAUGAUACUUGGCAUAAGUAUACACCUAAUGCUCAUUCCGAAUGCAUAAAUCGUCAUAGAGCACAAUGUCCCUAUAUCUCAUAUAAAGUAUCCCAUUCAUUAUCACAGUACACAUACUUCUCACCAUCAUUAAGAGCAACAUGUACAUAAACCACUAAGAUCACUAUCAAAACACUGAUCUUCAAAAAUAUUAGUAGCAUUUUCACAAUUCACCUGCAGUAAAUACACAACUAAAGUGAACUCCUUAUCUGAUGUGAAUUUGUAAGUAUUGUGUGCACACUUUUCUAAAGUUAAUUUUCUGUCAUUUCCAAACUUAUUCAUACCAAUCUACUAGCAUGCACAACUUCCACAUAAAAGUCAAUGACCAUGCCAAAGACCAUAUUUUUUUACAUUAAAAAAAAGUUUAAAUAAUUUAUAAAUGUAUUGAUGUAGGUUAAUGAUCAAUUUAUAGAUCCACACUUAUAUGAGUUUUGCAUUUACAGGUAUUGUGCUGGACUCUGGAGAUGGUGUGACCCACAACGUGCCCAUUUAUGAAGGUUAUGCCCUGCCCCAUGCCAUCCAGCGUCUGGACUUGGCCGGCAGAGACCUCACUGACUACCUCAUGAAGAUCUUGACUGAGAGAGGCUACUCUUUUGUCACCACAGGUGAGCAUCAAUUGUGCCAAGAGGCAAUUACAUACAUGUUGGAAAACUGAUGUAUAAGCAUGGUUACCAUUUUGCACAUUUUAAUGCUGCCCUUUUUACUACCCUUCACAGCUGAGCGUGAGAUUGUAAGGGACAUUAAGGAGAAGUUGGCAUACGUGGCUCUGGACUUUGAGAAUGAGAUGGCAACUGCUGCUUCCUCCUCCUCCCUGGAGAAGAGCUAUGAGCUCCCUGAUGGACAGGUCAUUACCAUUGGAAAUGAAAGGUUCCGUUGCCCUGAGACUCUUUUCCAGCCAUCUUUCAUUGGUAUGUGUGCCCCCCUCUAAACUAAACAAUCUACCCGGAGUCAUGGAUUUUUAUGUUAUUAAAAAAAGAAACUCUUCGUUCCUAGGUAUGGAGUCUGCUGGUAUUCAUGAGACCACAUACAACUCCAUCAUGAAGUGUGAUAUUGAUAUCCGUAAGGACCUCUAUGCCAACAAUGUGCUGUCUGGUGGUACCACAAUGUACCCUGGUAUUGCUGACCGUAUGCAGAAGGAGAUUACAGCUCUUGCUCCCAGCACCAUGAAGAUCAAGGUAACAAUCCACUUUUAAUACAUUGUUCCAUAAAGUUGCCUAAUUGUAGAACCUAAAAAGGAGUUUGAAAAAGUUUGAACACAAGUGCAAACUAGAAAUGUCUGUGGAACUCUCAUUCCACAUCUGUAUUCUUGACAGAAGUAGAAUGAUGGAAAAAGGACCCCUGCCCAAUUUUGUGGGAAAGACAUACAUUUGCACCCCUUUGGGAUAAAAAAGACAUGUCUAACUUUAUAAAAAUGUUAUUUUCUACAGAUUAUUGCUCCCCCUGAACGUAAAUACUCUGUCUGGAUUGGAGGCUCCAUCUUGGCUUCUCUCUCCACCUUCCAACAGAUGUGGAUCAGCAAACAAGAGUAUGAUGAGGCAGGCCCCUCAAUUGUUCACAGGAAAUGCUUCUAAACUUGAUGUACACAUUGAAACGUUUAUCCUUAUUUGUGACACAAAAUCAAAAAUAAAUUAUUCUAAGAAACUGUAAAAUCCUGGUCUUUGCAUGCAGUUAUAUACGGUCUCCAUGGAAUGCAUUAUUCUAUGCAAUACAAGUAGUACAUCAAACUACACAAUACAGAAAAAGCAACCACAUUACAUAUCAAAGGGCUAUUCAGUUUAAGUCCAUCAGGCCAUAAUUGACCCCUCCCCAAUCUGGCUGAAAAUGUUAAAAA
Messenger RNA from Pelobates cultripes (western spadefoot toad), 30442 nucleotides. The record is from the annotation of a GenBank genome assembly. NCBI's taxonomy places the organism in Eukaryota, Metazoa, Chordata, Amphibia, Anura, Pelobatidae.